Messenger RNA from Boleophthalmus pectinirostris (great blue-spotted mudskipper), 1393 nucleotides. RefSeq names its product ERGIC and golgi 3 (gene ergic3). Gene Ontology annotation, cellular component: Golgi membrane; endoplasmic reticulum; endoplasmic reticulum membrane. Gene Ontology annotation, biological process: endoplasmic reticulum to Golgi vesicle-mediated transport; retrograde vesicle-mediated transport, Golgi to endoplasmic reticulum. The record is from RefSeq and is a predicted model, not a curated record. NCBI's taxonomy places the organism in Eukaryota, Metazoa, Chordata, Actinopteri, Gobiiformes, Gobiidae.
AGGAGCAGGCAGGCAGGCGCAUCAGGCUGUCAUCUCCUGUCGGCAACUUCUGUCUCAGUCAGGUGGUUUUUUCGGGCUAAAAUGGACACCUGGAACAAACUGAAACAAUUCGACGCUUACCCCAAAACUCUGGAGGAUUUCCGAGUGAAGACAUGGGGCGGAGUGACCGUGACUCUGAUCAGUGGCGUGAUCAUGUUGAUUCUGUUCAUCUCCGAGCUGCAGUAUUAUCUCACGAAAGAGGUUCACCCGGAGCUGUACGUGGACACGUCUCGAGGCGACAAACUCAAGAUCAACAUCGACGUGGUGUUUCCUCAUAUGCCCUGUGCCUAUCUCAGUAUUGACGCGAUGGACGUGGCCGGAGAACAACAGCUGGACGUCGAACACAAUCUUUUCAAACAGAGACUCGACAAAGACCUCAAAGCAGUGACGGACGAGGCAGAAAAACAUGAGUUGGGAAAAGCAGAUAACGGGGAAGUGUUUGACCCGAGUUCUUUGGACCCAAACCGAUGUGAGAGCUGCUACGGAGCCGAGACCGAAGACCUGAAAUGCUGUAACACGUGCGAUGACGUGCGUGAGGCCUACAGGAGACGAGGAUGGGCCUUCAAGAACGCAGACACCAUCGAGCAGUGCAAGAGAGAAGGGUUCAGUCAGAAGAUGCAGGAGCAGAAGAACGAAGGCUGUCAGGUCUACGGCUUCUUAGAGGUCAACAAGGUGGCAGGAAAUUUCCACUUUGCUCCGGGGAAGAGUUUCCAGCAGUCACAUGUUCACGUGCACGCUGUGGAAAUUCACGACCUACAGAGUUUCGGCUUGGACAAUAUAAACAUGACCCACAUGAUCAGACAUCUGUCGUUUGGGAAAGAUUAUCCGGGAAUCGUCAACCCACUGGACGGGACCAACGUCACCGCUCCACAAGCCUCAAUGAUGUACCAGUAUUUUGUGAAAAUAGUUCCCACAGUUUACGUCAAAACAGACGGAGACGUGGUCAAAACAAACCAGUUCUCCGUCACUCGUCAUGAAAAAGUCGCCAACGGUCUGAUCGGGGACCAGGGGCUGCCAGGGGUUUUUGUUUUAUACGAGCUGUCUCCAAUGAUGGUCAAAUUCACAGAGAAGCACAGAUCGUUGACACAUUUUCUCACAGGAGUUUGUGCCAUCAUCGGUGGAGUUUUCACAGUUGCCGGUCUGAUCGACUCCCUGAUCUACCACUCGGCGCGCGCCAUCCAGAAGAAGAUAGAACUGGGCAAAGCGUCGUAACACACAACUGUGCAACACCCCCACGGGACAGAGCAGAGGACAGAGCAGAGGACACGCUGUGUGUGGACAGACCCAUGAGGACAGAUCUAUGAGGACAGACUUUGGACAGGCUGUGGAUGGGACAGGACUGUGGACAGGACUG